Messenger RNA from Eimeria necatrix, 1455 nucleotides. RefSeq lists its product as hypothetical. The record is from RefSeq and is a predicted model, not a curated record. The annotation marks the transcript as partial. Lineage: Eukaryota; Apicomplexa; Conoidasida; Eucoccidiorida; Eimeriidae. The transcript has 3 exons.
AUGCUGCUGCGUCUGCUGCUGCUGCAGUUGUUGCUGCUGUGCCUGCUGCUGCGUCCGCUACUACUGCUGUUCGGCUGCUGCGUGUGCUGCUCUUGCUGCUGCUGCUGCUGCUACGCGUGCUGCUGCUGCUGCUGCAUCUUUUGCUGCUCAGGGGCCCCCGGGCGCUCCUCUUUGCCCCCUCCCUUCCGCCUGCUGCCAGUGGCCUCGCGCUGCCAGCUGCAGCAGCUGUACCCUCCUAGGGUGGACCCUUGGGGGCUCUUGGGGGCCCCCAGUUUGGGGCCCCCGGGGGCCCCGGGGGCCCCCCGGGGGGCCCCCCUGAGGGCUGAAGAGGCCCAGGAACUCCUUGCAGAUUACUUUUCUGUGCCCCGCGUGUUGGCCGUGGGAGACAUCUUUGCAGUACCCAGGGGGCCCCUCACUUACGGGGCCCCCUGCUGCACUGCGGGCUGCAGCAGGGGGGCCCCCCAGUACCCUGGGGGCCCCCCUGCUGGCUGCCCCUGCUGCCUCUCGCUGCACGAAUUAGAACAUGCUGAGGCCUUUGGCUUGGGGGCCCCCCGCUGUGCCCUUUUGUCUUCUCGAGUUCUUUGCAAAGCCAGCAAAAACCCGGACUUGGGGCCCCUCUUCGUUUGGGGCCCCCAGGGGCCCCCGGGGGCCCCUGCAGCGCAGCAACACGGCGCAGCAGCAGCCACCUGGGGGGCCCCCGAGGGGGCCCCCAGGGCCCCUGCAGACCCACGGGGGGCCCCCCUGUCCCCCCCGCAGCUGACGCAAAGGCUGGGGAGGGGGGCCCCCUGCAGCAAAAGGGGGGCCCCCCUCUGUCACUGGGGCCCCUCAGACCCUGUUUUUGGCUGCGGCGGCGCAGAGGCCCUUCACCAGGUAGCCAUGGUCUUCAGAGUGGCAGCUUUGGACGGCCCGGGGGCCCCCCAGGGGCCCCCCUUAGGGGCCCCUAAAGGGGCCCCCGAAGGGGCCCCCAAAGGGGCCCCUAAAGGGGCCCCCGAAGGGGCCCCUAAAGGGGCCCCCAAAGGGGCCCCCGAAGGGGCCCCUAAAGGGGCCCCCAAAGGGGCCCCCGAAGGGGCCCCUAAAGGGGCCUCCGAAGGAUCCCCUAAAGGGGCCCCGCAAGGGGCCCCUCUCUUGGGGGCCCCUGCAGGGGCACCCCGCGGGGCCCCCGGGGGCCCCUCGCUGCGGGCCCCCCCCGAGGGGCCCCCAGGGGGGCCCCCCACCGCUCCCCAGUGCAGAGUCGUAGUGAAAGGAGGGACAGAUUUGCUGCUGCAGGAGGCCCCAGGUCGGGGGGCCCCCCCCCCUUAUAUGAUGUUCCACGUCCUCAGGAGGGGCCCCCUCCCGGUGCUGCCGUCUUUGCGGGGCCCCCUGGACAGGCUGCUGCGCUACGCCGUCACGCGGCUGCGCCUUGCUGCUGCUGCUGGAGACAGAGGCAGCGCCUUGCUGUGUGGGGCCGACGGGUAA